AUGACGCAUAUGGAUUUGGAGAGAGAGGAAUGCUCUGAUUUCCUGAAGAAGGCGUAUGAAAUGGUGGAUGAUCCUUCAACGGAUUCAAUAGUAUCUUGGUCUCCCAACGGCAUGGCUUUCAUUGUUUGGCUUCCGGAGGAAUGUAUGAGAGACAUUCUUCCCAAAUACUUGCAAGUCACAACCUUCAGCAGAUUUGAGUAUUAUGGGUUUCGUAGACUCGUGGCUGGAAAAGAAGAAUGGGUAUUUGAUUGCGAUGGUUUUGUGAGGGGCAAGCCUGAGCUUUUGGACAAGAUUUGUGAACGCCAUCUGGCACGGUUGCAAGCAUCCCUUGAUAAGGAGUAUAAGCCAUUAGAAGAUCGACUCAAAAAUUGCAAGACCAAAGAAGAGGUUGAAUUAGCCCGCAAAGAACAUAGGGAGAGGCUUAAUAAUGAGAGAAUGGAGCAGCUGGAGGCAUUUAAAAUGUCAAUGGCUGCAGCACAGAAAAAGGCAGCAGCACUAGCACUUGAGGAUCAACGUACUCCUCAAACCUCACGCACCUCACCAAAGAUAUGUACAGAGGAGACAAUGCAACAUGCACGUCUAUGUAACACCAAUCAAUUCUGUAACGGUAAAGGGAAAUCAGCUCACUCACCUCAACAGAUAUGA
Messenger RNA from Arabis nemorensis, 645 nucleotides. NCBI's taxonomy places the organism in Eukaryota, Viridiplantae, Streptophyta, Magnoliopsida, Brassicales, Brassicaceae. The record is from the annotation of a GenBank genome assembly.